AUGACUCUACCACCCAUUUCGCCAGUUUCUUGCUCGUCAAGUGGGCAUAUAAAAGAGGCCCCUUCGCCACUUCCUAGGUCGUACAGAGUCGUGCCUACCAUCAUCGCUCCAUUACAAACACCUCCAACUUUCGGUCAACGCCAGAGCUUUGGACACCUUCCUCCGAUCGUUACAGAGAGCAUUCACACACAAAGCGCAACAAGAGCCCCUUCCAAGAAGGGCACCUGGACGGAAGCCGAGGACAAGGCUCUCCAGGAGGCAAUUCGUGCCCGCGGCGGACCUUAUGAGUGGGUUCAGAUCUCGAACGCCAUGAGCGGCGCCAGGACACCCAAGCAGUGCCGUGAGAGGUACCACCAGAACCUCAAGCCAUCGAUCGACCACAGGCCCAUCACCGAGGAGGAGGGCAGACAAAUCAUCGAGCUGGUCAACCUGAAUGGAAGGCGUUGGGCCGACAUCGCGAGGACCCUCCACAACCGUACUGACAACUCGGUCAAGAAUUGGUGGUGCGGCCGCCAGAACAAGCUGAAGAUGGCAGAGAAGAAGCAGCAGGCUCAGAGGAAAGCUGAGCAGGAUGCCAAGGCAGCUGCAAAGAUGGCAUCAGUCGGCAAUGGACAGCGCUUCCGUAUGCCUGAUGUUCCCAGGGUUGACCCGCGGGAAAUUGCCGGCCAGAUGCCUCUGCCAGGAUCGUCGAGCUACAGCCAUCCCCAGGAGCACGAGUUCCACCACCAGACCCAUCAGCGUCGCUAUGGCCAGACGCUCCAGGACUACCAGGAUGAACGCCGAUACAGGUACAGUGGGCACCACGAGCUCAAGGCCCCGUCGCCUGGCGAGCAGAGCUGGACCUGGUCCAACAAUGGCCGCCCAGUGUCUCGUGAGUCACUGCCGUGCUUGACCCACGAGGUUGAGUCGGUUUGCACCGACGAGGCUAGGUCUCCCGCAAGGCUUCCCAGUAUUCACUCUCUGGCACCGUCGCCUAUCAUCAGCCACGAGAGCCGAAGGAACUCGUUCCACGAGGCGCUGCCCCCUCUGUCGCCCAUUUCCAAGCAUUGGCAAGGCCACGAUGAGAGCUACCGCCCCAACGGACAAGCCCGCGAGGCCAAAUCCGCGGCCAAGUGCUCGAUCGCCUCCAUCAUGAACUAA
Molecule: messenger RNA, 1140 nt
Organism: Pyricularia grisea
Lineage: Eukaryota; Fungi; Ascomycota; Sordariomycetes; Magnaporthales; Pyriculariaceae
Exons: 2
Coding region: 1-1140 (379 amino acids)
Biological process (GO): mitotic cell cycle; positive regulation of transcription by RNA polymerase II
Cellular component (GO): nucleus
Molecular function (GO): DNA-binding transcription factor activity, RNA polymerase II-specific; RNA polymerase II cis-regulatory region sequence-specific DNA binding
Source: RefSeq, a predicted model, not a curated record